AUGCCCAAAGGAAGAUGCUUCAACCCACCUUUAGACAAGGACGGAAUAUGGUUCCCUCACAUUGGACUCACGCAGAAGACACCUGAAUCCAUUACAAGCGCUAUGUUAAAAGAGCCUCAUGGUGCACGCUCAGCUUGUCAAGUGGAGGACAAGCUGCCACCCAUAUACAAGAUCCGCGCAAAGCAAGGUGUAAAUAACAACUUUCCCUUCUCCAUCCAUGACAAUCGGCACAGCUUUGAGAAUACUGGCCACUACUUUGACACUGGCCUGGGACGGAAGAAGAUUGCCACAGAAAAAAGACAACACAUUUCAAGAAAUUUCAAUCUUUGGGCAUGUGACUAUAUUCCAUCUUGUCUUGAUGGUUUUUCAAAUAACCAGAUAUCCUACGUCUAUAAGGAAGCCGUGGUGGUUCCGUUUUUCAGGCGUUUCCCACGACAUCAUGGUGACAAAUGGAACACUUUAAAGCUCAUUCCUGAGAGAAAUUAUACAGACUUUUUGAAAAAGAAACCCAACGUAAGAUUUGCUUUUGACAGAAAGUCUACUUCUCCACAAGAGGAACCUUGA
Molecule: messenger RNA, 564 nt
Organism: Chrysochloris asiatica (Cape golden mole)
Lineage: Eukaryota; Metazoa; Chordata; Mammalia; Afrosoricida; Chrysochloridae
Gene: TEX36
Product: testis expressed 36
Exons: 4
Coding region: 1-564 (187 amino acids)
Source: RefSeq, a predicted model, not a curated record